CUUCCGCACUCCGCCGCUCAUGUAGCCUGUUAGCAGCUGCGAUAUUAGACACGUUAGGAGUGAAAACGUGUUGAUUAUCGGGACAGAAACAACGAUUUAAAGCUUCCGACUGCUCGAAGAGAAACUUUAGUUCAUCCGAAGGUGGAAACUUUGCUUUUAUGAGAGAAAAAAGCGACGUUAGCGUGAGGAAGCCGCAGCGUUUUAACCUGUUAAACUGAUCCGCAGCGAGGAAGUCAUGAAGGUGAGUCUUGGUCCCGGUCCAGGCUCCGUCCUGCUCUUGACUCUGUGGGUCCAGCUGGUUCUUAGCGGAGUUUACGCCUCCGAUGGCACCAAGAACUGCAAACUGUUCUCUGAUUCCGAGUCGGAACGUAAAGUCCUGAGCCGAGUGGAGGCGCUGGCCAACAAGAGCUUCACCGGAGAGUCUAAGAGUAAAGAUGAGAGCUACACGUACACGUUCCAGCUGUGUGGAGAUGCAGGAGGCGUUCAAGGAGCUGGAGUCACUCAGUACGACCCGAAGAGUAAGAAAACUGUCGUGGUCGGCCAGUACAACGCCACACAGGCCAUCGGAGGAAGCGACUGGGUGAUGCUGAUCUACAGAAACGGUGAUCGAUACGACGGUCACUGCUCCAAGGAGAAGAGGAAAGCCAUCAUCAUGAUCUCCUGCAACAGGGAGGCAGAUAUGGGAACUCUGGAGGUGGUUCUGGAGGACCGGGAGCGACUGGAGGACUGUUUCUACCUGUUUGAACUGGACUCCAGUGCAGUUUGUCCGGUCAUCAAGUCCCGACUCAGCGCCGGGUCCAUAAUACUCAUCAUUGCUGUCUGUCUCCUGGCCGUCUACCUGAUCGGGGGGUUCCUGUACCAGCGGCUGGUGGUGGGAGCUAAAGGCAUGGAGCAGUUCCCCAACUACUCCUUCUGGGUGGAGGUCGGCAACAUGACGGCGGACGGCUGCGACUUCGUCUGCCGCUCGAAGAAUCGACACGAGGCUCCGGCAUACCGAGGAGUCUCAACAGAACCUCUGGAGGAGGAACCGGAGGAGCGAGACGACCACCUGCUGCCGAUGUGAUGGACCAGAACCUCAGAGUCUUGUUUGGUAGAAGAAGCUGCCAGAAGACACAAGUCCUUCUGUUGACUCCGGUAAUGGUUCCACUGGUUCCACUGGUUCCACUGGCAGCAGCUGUCUGUUAGACCGACCCCCUCUUCUUCCUCCUCAUCUUCCUCCUCCUCUUCUUCUCCUCCCUCCUCCUCCUCUACCUACUCCUCUUCCUCCUCCUUUUUCCUCUUCCUGCUCUUCUUCCUCCACUUCUUCUUCCUCCUCUUUCCUCUUCUUCCUCCUCCUCUUGUCUCUUGUUCGUCCUCAUUCUCCUCUUCUUCCUCUUUUUUCUCCUCUUUCUCCUCUCCUUCCUCUUCUUCUUCCUCCUCCUCUUCCUCCCCCUCUUCCUUCUCCUCUUCCUCCUUCUCUUCCUCCUCCUUCUCUUCUUCCUCCUCCUUCUCCUCUUCCUCCUCCUCUUCCUCCUCUUCCUUCUCUUUCGCUUCCACUUCUCCCUCCUCCUUCUCUUCCUCCUCCUCCUCCUCUUCCUUCUCUUUCGCUUCCUCCUCUUCCUCCUCCUCCUCCUUCUCUUCCUCUUCCUCCUCCUCCUCUUCCUCCUCCUCCUCUUCCUUCUCUUUCGCUUCCUCCUCCUUCUCUUCCUCUUCCUCCUCCUCCUCCUCUUCCUCCUCCUCUCCUUCCUCCUCUUCCUCCAGUGAUCCAUCAGAUAUCAGAGACUCUUCCAGAGGUUUUAGGAGGAGAUCAGGAGUGUUUUUAACCUCUGAUAGUUGUGAAGGUCGGUCCUGACUAAGUCCACUAAGUGCUUCUGCUUCUUUCAUCCUUCAGCUUUUUCUUUCUUCCUCCUGAAUGUAAACAUUCUGUUUUCUCUAGAAACCAAAGCUUCUCCUUCCUCUCAGUCUUCUUCUGUUACUGACUGAAAUCUGAGCUGCUGGUAAAUUCUCACACUGAAGCGUUCAGCUGAAACUCCAAAUUACAUCUCUUUACGAUGAUUUCAUUUCCUCAUAUAAAUGUGACUAUAAAAUAAAACUACGAGGGCAACUGUUGAGUAUUUUUCACAAUAAAAUGUCAAAAUUCUGUGA
Amphiprion ocellaris (clown anemonefish) is the source of this 2124-nucleotide messenger RNA. It is a transcript of the gene m6pr, whose product is annotated as mannose-6-phosphate receptor (cation dependent). The transcript has 7 exons. The coding region runs from base 236 to 1063 and encodes 275 amino acids. Gene Ontology annotation, cellular component: trans-Golgi network; Golgi apparatus; endosome. Gene Ontology annotation, biological process: protein targeting to lysosome. NCBI's taxonomy places the organism in Eukaryota, Metazoa, Chordata, Actinopteri, Pomacentridae. Gene Ontology annotation, molecular function: protein domain specific binding. The record is from RefSeq and is a predicted model, not a curated record.